CCACUCACAGAUGGCGGCAGGUUAGAGUGAGGGCGGAACUGAGCUUAUUUCAUACGGGUAUUAUUCAAAUAUACAUUUGGAAAAAUGAACAGUGGCUGACUCUUAAUUUCCGCCUUCCUUCUGACACGAGAAUGUCGUGAAGUGAUCCUGACCUUGACCGGAUGAGCCUCAAAAUGUUGGAGGUUCUAUUUGAGACCAAUGCCCAUCUAUGCUGAAAGUUUCAUGAAGAUUGGUCCAGCUGUUUUCCUGUAAUGUUGCUAACAAAGAAACCCCACCAAAAACAAUACCUCGCCCCCUGCUGGACUCUGUCCUGGGCAAGAUGAAUUAGAAGACUUCUAAGGAUACCAUCUUUGCUUUCUUCAAAUUUAAAAUGCAAAGUAACCUCAGGCAGCACAUCACCUCUUUGGUGAAUGACAUAAUUCCACUUGGUGGUCCAUCACGUCACAGAGCUGGUGAUAGAGGAAGAGCUCACCCAGUGCCACAAUCUCAGGAAACAAAUAAAAAGCAUGCACACACUCUGAAACCUUUAACACCACUCUCACAAUGCACACCUCCUCAUAAAACUUCUGUCUCAGAAAGAAGGAAUGUACCAAUGAGAAAAGUACAAUUUAACAACAACAACAACAACCACCACUUAAAUAAUGAUGGAUCAUGCCAGUCUGCUGGUAAAAAAGAUGCUCCUUUACAAAAACAGGGUUCAUAUGACGAACAGAAAGAGUUUGCCCUUGCUUUCUGUAAGCAGCUGAAUGAGAAUUUGAAGGUUGGAAAGCCUGUGUUGCCGAUAGGGAACACUCAGAAUAAGAUGCCUUCUGUGCACCCUCCUCUCAUUUCCUCUUCUGUGUCUAAGAGCCAUAAAGCACCAGCUGCACCAGACUCUCAGAAAAGACCGAGUCUUGACAGUAAUGUAAAUCAGCAAAGCCAGCAGUCUGGUGAAAAGAUGGACAAACCAAUCGAUCGGGAUCACAGCUCAUCUUCGCUUAGCCAGGGAGAAAUCAUGCACCACCAGGCAACUACACCAGCAGGUGGUAGAUCUUUGUCCUUGAAGAGACAAAGAGAAUCCAGCACAGAAAGACAUGGGGAGGGCAAGAGAUUGUGUCAGGGAGAAGUUGGACUUGCCCCACCUUCUUCUAGUGGUAGUUCUUCCCAUUUCAGUUCACCACCAAAGUUUAUCAAACGUGCCUUCUUGAAGACAGUUGAUGAAACUGUGCUGACUCUAAAUGAGAAAUGCUCCCCAACAUUAAAUAGUUUUACUGGCGACAGGAUAAAGGCUUCAGACAAUGUAGUGAAACAACUUUUUCAAGAACCAAGUGCAGAAAGUCAUAAACUCCAGACAGCAACUCUGAGCACUAUGGUUCAUGGAAUAAGUCCUCAAAAAGAAGAGACGAGAAAGUCUACUGAAAGUAAAUGUCUUGUAGGUAACUCAGCCACUGCUGAGCCUUGCCCCUCGCUUUCCAGCAAACUUAACCAGAAACAGGUAGAAGGUGGGUCCCCUGUCUCUUCACACACAAGUUCCUUACCAGGCCUUAUGGAUAGGUUUGAGAUUAGUGGUUCUCUCCAACAACAAAAAGUUUCUUCACCCACCACUCUGGACGUCAUGGACUCCCACAAUUCAAAGACCAUUACCAGAGCCAAGAAGGAUGUAGAAGAAAGAGACCUGGUGUGGAAGGAUCCUCUAGAUUUGGAGUUGGGGGAGGAUGUGAUGUUGGAGAACUAUGCUUUCAGCCUCAGCAGCAGCCAUAGUAGUGAGGAAGAUCAUCUUCUGUCUUUGAAGGAGAUCAUGGAGCGCAGCACCCGUGUCCCUGUAACUCCAGAGAAGGCAACGUUCUCUGAGCCCAGCACUCCAGGCCCUAAAGUUGCUCCAGAGGAGCUUAAAAAUAAGGUGACAAGUUACAAAAACACACUGGAGCAAAUGCUGAAGGAGAAGGAGCAGAAUCGAAAAUCUAAGGAGCUUGAAAUGCAGCUGCUUCAAGGUUGUAAAGAAGACCUGUUAAAACUGGAUGAAGAGGAUGAAAAUGCAGAAGAAGAACUUUCACAUGAGCAAAGGGAAUUCUUACAGAGAUUCUCAGUUACCUCAUGUGUCAUAAGAGACAUCCACCCUGGAGAGGAAGUGUUCACUCUCACCAACUCUGGCCGACUCUUCAACCAUCAGAAUCUGGACUUGAGGAAGAUGGAUGUGACCCCAAACAACAGAGCACAGCAGACUCUGCUACAAGCACAUUCAGAACAGCUUCUGCUGCUGCUGAGCGCAGGCUUGUUUAGAAGAGCCUACUCAUCCUCCCCCUGCCAACCUCAGGUCACCCGCUGGCUUUUUCAGAUGAUGUCAGUCCACCCAAACCCCAUUGUCUGUGCACAGAUUCUUCAGGCCAUGACGACGAUUGCCUUAUCUGCCGCUCAACAAAUAGUGGAGAAAAGCAAUAAGAAGUUUGAGGUGUGGGUGCCCAGUAUCCGGGAUGUUGCACUGGUCUUCCUCAACAUGGGUGUGUCAUUUGUCAAUUUGUUUCCAUUGGAGGCUCUGCAACCCCCUUUUACUGAGGGAGAUCUGCUAGAGAGUUUGGAAAUCCGGCCUGAUGGCACAAGAAGUGAGAAAAAAGAUGACACGUUUCCAGAGCACAAUUUUGAGAACAUUAUCAAGUACCUGGCAUUAUGUGCAGCCUUAUGUCCAAAAGUGUACAGUGAUGAGGAGCUGCUGUUGAUGAUAACAGUGGUGUGUAGAGUCAGUUUGGAGACACAUUUACAGCUUCUGCCUACUGGAGACCUCAGCUGCCUGCUACAGCACCUCCUCAACAAUAUGACACAGUGGGAACUGCAGUUAUCUCAGGUUUGUCAGGCCAUAACCAAUCUGAGUGAGGAUCACCACAACCUCAGGCGGCUGGUCCAGCUUCUACCUCACAGUGGCCGGGGAAAGCAAUUGAGGAGACACUUGAGUGUGUCAAUCAUCUCUAAACUGUUAAACCACAGAUGCACUUAUACACCCUCAUGUACAGAAUUUCAGCUAUCUGAUCUGAGAAGUUAUCUAUCUCGAAUGCGUCCCUCCUUGCUGUUAAAAGGCUUAAUGGCGUCAAAGACCACAGAGUUACAGGAGACUGAUGACUGUGCCACCACUCCAGACCAACAGGCUUAUUACCUCUGCUACAGCCUUUUGGCUUUGACAAACGAAGCCUCCAAUUUUGAGUUUUUACCCUCAAAACAGAGAAACGAGCUGCUGCUACUGUCUGCUGAGCUAGAGAAACACGUUAAGUGUGACAUCAGGGAGAGUGAGAAAAUGCUUUACAGGAGUAAGGUGAAAGACUUUGUUGCUAGAAUAUACACCAAAUGGCAGGUGCUUCUCCAAAGAUCAAGACCCCAGGAGGGAAAGCUAUAUGAUUACUGGAAACCUCUUCCUGAGGAUGAAAUGCCCACAAAGAAAGAGAGCCAAAUCAAUGAGCAGGGAGACAUGGAGGAGUCGCUGAGCGAGGAGUCUGACAUUGUCCACUCGGAUGAGGAAGAGUGCAUGGAGGAGAAAUUUGACGUGCCAGUGGAGAGUGAGGAGAAGCCAGAUGACAGUGCUGAAAAGAUUCAAGAGAAGCAUGACGAGUUUCAGGAGGUUUUGCCUGACAUAAAAGAGAAAGAAAGCUUGAUAAACCUGGAUAACAGUGAUGCAGAGGAGCUGAAAGAUGAUGUAGCUAUAGAUGAAGAACUACUAGGAGAAAGUUCUGAAGGGUCAAUAGAGAAUGAUGAGGAUGAAGAUCUCAUUAAAAGAGAAGAAGAGCUUCUCAAAGACGAUGAGUCUCUAGAUAGAAAUGGAGAUCUUGUGGGUGGAGAAAAUGAUGAGCCUGAGAAACUAGAACUUUUAGGGAAGCACGCAGAUGUUUUAGAGAAAGCAAACGAGGAGUUACUUUUAGAUGAAUAGAAUCAUUUAUUGACAUCUGGCUAAGUGAUACAGGAAAGUGGAGCAACCAUAGCCAAUGUUAUAUGAAAGGACAUAUAAAUGUAGAAGGAAGCCUCACACAGAGUUGAAGCUAUGCAGUCCUUAGAAUCUGUAAAUUAGUUGAGAGCCAGUUUCCCGAUUUUCACACUUUAGGGAAUUUUAAGCUAUCAGUCAAUUUAUUCAGUUGUAGUUCUUGGUACAGCUGUACCAGGCAUUUACUUGCUUGGUUCAAGUCACUGUGCUAUAGUGUGAAAGAAUACCUAUUCUCUAACACAUUUGUACAUAAAAAAAAGCAUGAUGCACUAUACUGCCUUAAAAACCCUGUAGAGAGGGCUGUUUUCCUUAUUGAGUCACUGGCACAAGGUUUCUCAUCUUCAAGCUGCUGAUAUCAUACUGUUUUAUUUAUGUUUUGCUCUUUUACAACUGCAAAUAGAUACACAAAUAGUGAUGUGCAUGAAGAUAAAUUUUAAAGCACCUUUUUUACAUCAUAAUAAAAAUAUUUUUAAUGGACAAAUAAUU
Molecule: messenger RNA, 4426 nt
Organism: Neoarius graeffei (lesser salmon catfish)
Lineage: Eukaryota; Metazoa; Chordata; Actinopteri; Siluriformes; Ariidae
Gene: slf2
Product: SMC5-SMC6 complex localization factor 2
Exons: 22
Coding region: 371-3889 (1172 amino acids)
Source: RefSeq, a predicted model, not a curated record